AUGAAACUUGUAAAAAGGGUUGACACCUACACUAAGAUUUACCACGGUGAAAAAGUGUUCGGCUACACUUGUACCAAGUGCAGUAAAUUCUACAAAAUGUGGUGUAACUAUUUGAAGCACAAAUGCGAGGCGCCAGAAUUUAAGUGUCCACACUGCCCUUACGUCGCUUUCAAGUCAUCCAUACUAGAAUUUGAAGGAGCCUAUGACGGCCUUUGCCUGUCGGAAUUGCCAAAAAAUUACUGGAAGAAUAUUUAUGAACGAGGCGGAGGAGCAGGAGGUGGGGGACCUAAUACUUGUUUCAAGUGCGGCAAGACCUACGUUCAUUUUUACACUCUAAAACGUCAUUUGGACUACGAAUGCCAAGUGAUACCGAAAUUUCGUUGCUCGUACUGUUCGAGGCGUUCAAAGCACAAAAGCGAUAUGAAGGAUCACAUCACGAGGAUUCAUAAAAAUAAGCCAAUAACGUUUUAUGAGCUUCUGGAUAACGAUGUUGAGACUCGAUUGGAACUUUUUUUCAUGAUAAGGGUCAUCUACUACGAUCAAAUCUACGUAGACGAUCCUUUAGCUUUGCCGGGGCCGUCGCAACAGCCGUAUCCUCUUUGGUUCCCGAAUCGCUACAGCCACGUCUGCAACGUCUGUUACAGAUCAUACAAGCACUACACGACAUUAAUUCGACAUAAAAAAUACGAGUGCCAAAAAGUAGCGAGUCUGAAGUGCCAGUUUUGCCCGCAUCGAUUCAAACGUACGGAUCAUUUAAAAGCUCAUACUCUGAAUUGCAAGCUCAAAAAAGACACAAGAAUACAAUUUGUGGAGGUGCAAGAUAUAUUGGCCAGUGGGAGCGUGUUGAAACCCCAGCCUAAGCGGGGACGCGCCCGAAUGGGCCACCGAGGGCGCCGGCAGAUGGUCGAUAGGUGCCGUUUUCUCUGUCCAAGAUGUCCGAGCAGUUUUUCAUACCUGCGUGGCUUGCAACAGCACAUCAAGUACGCGUGUCGCAAAUCACCGCGCUUUCAGUGUCCUUAUUGCGGCCAACGGGCCAAGUAUCGCUACGCGGCUUACAACCACGUUCGCCAGAUGCACAAGCAGGAGGAGGUGUACUGCAUCGACACACUGGCCGAGGCGUCGCAAAGUUAA
Molecule: messenger RNA, 1131 nt
Organism: Copidosoma floridanum
Lineage: Eukaryota; Metazoa; Arthropoda; Insecta; Hymenoptera; Encyrtidae
Product: zinc finger protein 181-like
Source: RefSeq, a predicted model, not a curated record